GGGAUUCCAGAGUUACUGCCUAGGCCACCGAGAGCGAGCCUUGCCACAGAUGGAGAGUUCUUCGUGACCCUCAAAGGCAACACUGUGCCCCCUUGGUUGAAGGUUCAUAGUCAUCCUUUAGUCCAGCGUCUCUUAGGUCAAUCUGACAGGCUAGGCGUGGAGCUUAAGGCUGAAGCCUGUGGCUUUGCAUGGGGGAGAGACUGCGUGAUGACACAGAGCUGCCCGGGCACAGCGCAGAGCCCUCACCCACGGUUUUUAGUUUUGUUCUCCCUUCCCCAGGUAAGGCCGACCUCCCAGCAGUUAGACGUCUGAGCUCUGCCACAGGCAUAGGGAUGUCUAUUGCUACAGUUGUCUCCGACAUCCGGGGCUUCCGGAGUGCAGGCUGGAGCAGACGCUGCAGCAGAAGCAUGCCCAGGAACAUGCCUAGAAGGAGCUGGAAAAAGCCUCAGCCCCAGCUAUGCAGUUUUCAGGGUAGAGUUUGGCCUCUGUCCUCAAAUCAACCCAAAGCUCCGUUGCUCAGGUCUCCCUUACUGGCAGGGCAGGGGCAUACUGGGGAAGGAGUCCAUUCUCAUGUCGUGGAGUCUUCCCUGGGUUCAGGCGGGGAUGGUGUGUGUGUGUGUGUUGGUUGGUUGUGAGUCAUGUUGGUAGUCCCCAGAAGAGAGCAGAUUAAAGGAAUUCGGGAGGUUGUGCCUGGACAGAGCCAGUGAGCAGACAUGAAAGGUCUUGGGGGAAUCGCACUGCCACCCCAGAACUCACUCUGUGUGGGAGGCUCUCAGGAAUUUGGGCUCCCUUGCUGCGGUAUGGCUGAGGAUGGGGCAGUCAUUGGCCAGGUUUGGGCAGGACCAGCCAAGGGACAGAGGUUACAACCUCUUCUUCCAUCUUUCCUGAACCCCAGCAAUCCCCAGCACCCCUAAGAGAUGCUGAGCCAGGGAGUCGCCCCCAGCCCCUCGGAGGGGCGGGGUCAGAGGAUGUGGGUGUUCCUCAGAUUGAGGAGUGCUUUCCACCCCCACCCGCCACUGUCCCAACUGCAAUUGCUUGGGUGUGGGUGGACAGGGGCUGGUAGGCAGAAUGUGGGCAGCCUGGACAGGUGGUGGCCUGGCAUUAGUCUGUGCCAGGAGAGGCACCUUGCCCUCCUCUCAUUCUGAAGAAAGGCUGUUCCCGAUUGUCCUCCAGGCUUGGACCUGAGUUGGAGAGGCUGAAAGCACCUUCCUCAAGGUUUUAGCCGGAUGACUUUUGAGGAGAUCUUCACACACCUAGGUUCUGAGAGUAACACACUGUGGCCUGGGGGUUCCCGAGACCUGUCUCCCAGCUUUGGUUUGCUAGUGGUUUACAGUGUGGCCCCACCAAGUCUUACCACCAUUUUAAGCCUCACACUUCUUAUGGUCAAGUAGGGAGCUCUGAUAUGGCAGAAGGAAGUGGCAGCCACAGGGAAAGCCAGGGGAGUUUUGCAGGGGAGUCAGGCACGGAGGAAAUGCAAGCAUGCAAGAAUGUUUUCUGUAAGUAUUCCUGACGCUAGGGUACAUACCGGGGAAGAAUCCCGAGGAGUGUCAGCAUGUCUCCCUUCUGCAAGUUUCCAGGGCAAUGAGAUAUAAAUAAAGAUCCUUGAAAUUUAUUUAGAAACUCAAGACCGAAGUAAUAGCUAAGAAAUAAAAAAUAAAAUAGUGCUGCCGUUCCUAGAGGGACAUUUUCUUCUUCCUUGGGGUCGGAAGGGCGACACUGGGGUCAGUUCUUGCAGUGACUGUGUUUUUCCACCCUCAGCCGAGGAAGAACCGAUGCUGGAACAGCGCUGCAGGGGCCCCGUGGCCAUGGGUCCAGCCCAGCCCCAGCUCCUUUCUGGGUCCUCCCAGGAGUUCUCCCAGCCCAACAGAGGGUUGAGGUACCAGGGCAAGUCAGUAGCUCGGCCAGAAGGCCAAGCCACAGGCAAGGCCCAUCGUUGCGCCCACUGUCGGCGCUGCUUCCCAGGCUGGGUGGCCCUGUGGCUUCACACUCGGCGGUGCCAGGCCCGGCUGCCUCUGCGGUGCCAGGAGUGCAACCAGCGCUUUCGCCACGCCCCCUUCUUAGCGCUGCAUCUUCAGGUCCAUGCCUCUGCCAUCCCUGACCUGGGUUUCACCUGCCACCUCUGUGGGCAUAGCUUUCGAGGCUGGGUAGCCCUGGUACUGCACCUGAGGGCUCACUCAGCUGUGAAGCGGCCCAUCACUUGUUCCGAAUGCGACCGACGCUUCUGGCGACAAAAGCAGUUUCGAGCUCACCUGAGGAGAUGCCACCCCCCUGCCCCUGAGGCCCGGCCCUUCAUAUGCGGCAGCUGUGGCUGGAGCUUUGCCCAGUGGGACCAGCUGGUUGUUCACAAGCGGGUGCACGUGGCUGAGGCCCUGAAGGAGGCAGCAUCCAAGGCCCUGGGCCCCAGACCCCGAGGCCGGCCUGCGGUGACUGCUCCCAGACCCGGCGGAGACGCCGUGGACCGCCCCUUCCAGUGUGCCUGCUGCGGCAAGCGCUUCCGCCACAAGCCCAACCUGAUCGCCCACCGCCGCGUGCACACUGGCGAGCGACCACACCAGUGCCCCGAGUGCGGGAAGCGCUUCACCAACAAGCCCUACCUGACCUCGCACCGGCGCAUACACACGGGCGAGAAGCCCUACCCGUGCGCCGAGUGCGGCCGCCGCUUCCGCCACAAACCCAACCUGCUGUCGCACAGCAAAAUCCACAAGCGCUCCGAGGCGUCAGCGCAGGCCACACCCGGCGCUGGGAGCCCCCAGAUGGCAGCCGAGCCCUUGGCUCAGCCUGCACGCGGGGCGCCCCUGGGGUCCCCGUGGGCCCCGGCCGAGGCCCCUGCGCCCCUGCACAGCUGCGCCGACUGCGGCCGCAGCUUCCGGCUGGAGCGCUUCCUGCGGCUGCACCAGCGGCAGCACAGCGGCGAGCGGCCCUUCGCGUGCACCGAGUGCGGCAAGAACUUCGGCAAGAAGACGCACCUGGUGGCGCACUCGCGCGUGCACUCGGGCGAGCGGCCCUUCGCCUGCGAGGAGUGUGGGCGCCGCUUCUCCCAGGGCAGCCACCUGGCAGCCCAUCGGCGUGACCACGCCCCAGAGAGGCCCUUCGUGUGCCCCGACUGCGGCAAGGCUUUCCGCCACAAGCCCUACCUGGCGGCGCACCGGCGCAUCCACACGGGCGAGAAGCCCUAUGUGUGUCCGGACUGUGGAAAAGCCUUCAGUCAGAAGUCCAACCUGGUGUCGCACCGCCGCAUCCACACAGGCGAGCGGCCCUACGCCUGCCCCGACUGUGACCGCAGCUUCAGCCAGAAGUCCAACCUCAUCACACACCGGAAGAGCCACAUCCGGGAUGGCGCCUUCUCUUGCGCCAUCUGCGGCCAGACCUUUGACGACGAGGACCGACUCUUGAUGCACCAGAAGAAACACGAUGGCUGAGCGACGCCGUAGCCCUAGGGAGACAGGCCUAGAUGCCCUUGGCUACAGCCUGUCAGUGGCCCCGGUGGGUGCCUGCACUGGCGCUGCUGGAGACAGGUAGGGAUCCCAGAGGGACAGAGGAGGCAGUGUGAUCUGGGCUCUGUUUAGGAAUGGCGUUUCCCCGGGUGGCCAGGGAACCCAUUUUAGAAUUCAGGGACCUGGCUUUGAGCUAGUCGGCCCCCAGCUGGUUUUUCUAAGGGUCAUCUCAGACUGCCCUGUACCCUGGAAAAAUAGCAAUAGCAGCCCCAUCUACCCUUUGAGUCCUCUGCUAGAGGAGCUACCAGUGGGAAGGGGGCCCCCCAUCCUCUGGUGUUAACGCCUUAACGUCCCCGCCUUUACUAUGAGUUACUUCAGGUCAUUUUUUGGGAGUAGGUGUGAUCGUUAGUAAAUGAGCCCUGGGGCAGGGAAGCGGACCUGCUGGAUUCAUGUUGGUGGACCUGCCGGCUCCUUAGGUAGCGGGGAGAGGGGAAGCUGAGCUCACUCUUUCUUUCUUUCUUUCUUUCUUUCUUUCUUUCUUUCUUUCUUUCUCUCUCUUUCUCUCUCUCUCUCUUUCUCUCUCUCUCUCUCUCCAGCACCCUUCUGCAAUGCCCUGCAUAGGUACCCAGAUAUGUAGAGGUCCAUCCAUGUUUGGCAAUGCCAUGUUCUACCUGCAGGUUGUUCUCCCAGGACAUUUAUUUACCCCUUCAUCUGCUGGCUUUAUCUGCCCUCUCUCCCCAAGUGUAGGGCUUCCCUGGUGGUUUUGUUUAAACCCUUGACCCUCCCACCUCUUUCCAUAGCGCCAGGAGUUAUGUGAAAGAGUAGUGCCUGAUGCCGGGGGUUUGCCGCAGGGAAGGUUCUGGCAGAUUUCCCUUUAGGGUGUCCAGGAUGUGGAUGCCAGCCUCCAUCAUGCACCUGGGUGCUGGGCACUCUCACCCCCAGAGGCGCUGGUUCUAUUGUAGGGUGACUAAUUGUUAGAAUUCUUACUUAUAAUUACUGGAUUCUGCUUUCCUAUGACUUCUGCCUACCAGGUCAUGUUUUCUUUUCUGGAUCAAAACAGAAUAACCAUUUACCUUCCUUUCAAACUAGAGAAUAAAGAUUUGGUUUUAGAACUA
Psammomys obesus (fat sand rat) is the source of this 4549-nucleotide messenger RNA. RefSeq names its product replication initiator 1 (gene Repin1). The transcript has a single exon. Lineage: Eukaryota; Metazoa; Chordata; Mammalia; Rodentia; Muridae. Bases 1773 to 3419 code for a protein of 548 amino acids. The record is from RefSeq and is a predicted model, not a curated record.